AAUUUCUUUAGGUUUCAGUCAUUCAGGAUAUUAUAUAUAUAUUGUAGCUCUCUGAGUUUGGUUCUACCAUCACUAUCUUAUCAAACUCUUUAUCUUCUCUCCAAAAAAACCCACUUCAAACUAGUCACAUCUUCAUCAUGUCUCCACCUGGUGUUCGAGAUGUUCAUAACCAUCUUCUCUUUGAGAUCGCUUGGGAAGUUGCUAACAAAGUCGGAGGAAUCUACACCGUCAUCAAGACAAAGGCACCAGUGACCUGUCAAGAGUAUGGGGACCGUUACUGUCUUAUGGGACCUCUUUCCUAUAAAUCAGCCCCAAUGGAAGUUGAAGCCAUGGAACCGGAGACCCCCGAGUUGAGAGACUCGCUGCAAUCGAUGCGCGAUCGAGGGGUAAAGUACCUCUACGGGCGUUGGUUGAUCGAAGGUGGACCUAGAGUCUUACUUUUCGAUACCGGUUGUGUGAUGAACCGAUUGGAUGAAUGGAAGAGUGACCUAUGGAAUCUAGCGGGAAUUCCAACACCUCCCAAUGACAGUGAGACGAACGACACGAUUGUCUUUGGCUAUCUUGUGGCUUGGUUUUUGGGAGAAUUUGCAUCCCGUGAAACAUCAAAGGCCAUCGUCGGUCAUUUUCACGAGUGGUUGGCCGGACUAGCCAUCCCACUCUGUCGCAAACGUCAUAUUGACAUCACCACGAUCUUCACUACUCACGCGACCUUAUUGGGCCGAUAUCUCUGUGCUGGAUCGGUAGACUUUUACAACAACCUACAAUACUUUGAUGUUGACCACGAGGCCGGAAAACGUGGGAUCUAUCACCGAUACUGUGUUGAAAGAGCUGCAACACAUUGUGCGGAUGUCUUUACUACCGUCUCGCAUAUCACAGCUUACGAGAGCGAGCAUUUGCUCAAGAGGAAACCUGAUGGGGUCUUGCCUAAUGGUCUCAACGUGGUCAAGUUCUCGGCCAUGCAUGAAUUCCAAAACAUGCAUGCUAUGGCUAAACAAAAGAUCAACGACUUUGUUCGCGGUCACUUUUAUGGCCAUUAUGAUUUUGACCUCGAAAACACUCUUUACUUCUUCACGGCUGGAAGAUACGAGUAUCGUAACAAGGGAGUGGAUAUGUUUAUUGAAUCUUUAGCUCGUCUCAAUCAUCGAUUGAAAGCGAUGGGAUCCAAGAUGACUGUGGUGGCAUUUAUCAUUAUGCCAGCCUCAACGCACUCCUACACAAUUGAAGCUUUGAAAGGACAAGCUGUCACUAAACAACUUCGGGACACGGUAACAGAGAUUCAGAACCGAAUCGGGAAUCGCUUGUUUGAGAUGACCGCUCGAUACACCGGAACAAUCGGAACCGAAGUUCCAGAUGCCUCAACUCUGAUGUCAAAUGAAGAUAAGAUCCUACUCAAACGACGAGUUUUUGCCCUCAAGAGAAACUCACUCCCACCAGUAGUGACUCAUAAUAUGUCGGAUGAUAGUAGUGAUCCAAUUUUAAAUCAGAUCAGACGUGUUCAAUUGUUCAAUGGAAGUUCGGAUCGCGUCAAAGUGAUCUUCCAUCCUGAGUUUCUCAACUCAAAUAAUCCUAUUCUUGGACUCGAUUAUGAAGAGUUUGUACGUGGAUGUCAUCUUGGCGUCUUUCCUUCGUACUACGAACCCUGGGGUUAUACACCGGCAGAAUGUACCGUGAUGGGUGUACCAAGUAUCACCACUAAUUUGUCCGGUUUUGGGUGCUUCAUGGAUGAGUUGAUCGAAAACCCACAAGAAUAUGGGAUUUACAUAGUUGAUCGACGCAUGAAAUCAGUUGAGGAUUCGGUCAAUCAACUCACAGAUCAAAUGUAUGAUUUCUGUACCAAGACUCGACGACAACGUAUCAACCAACGGAAUCGGACUGAACGACUAUCUGAUCUGUUAGAUUGGAAAUCACUUGGUUUAGAAUACUCCAAGGCUCGUCAACUUGCUCUCAGGCGAGCUUAUCCUGAUAGCUUCCAGGCUGAGGAUGAAGAUGAGUUUGAGAAGAGCUUGGCUAAGUUGGGAAGACCUCUGAGUGCACCUGGUAGUCCGAGGUAUCGAUCUGGGAUGAUGACUCCAGGUGAUAUUGGAACUUUAACAGAGGACAUGGAAGGUUUGGGGACGUCAGACUAUAUGGGUAAUGCACGCUGGGGUACUACCUCGACUAUGAAUCCUGAAGAUGAAGAAGGAGGUUAUCCAUUCCCAUUGGUACUUAAACGUCGAGCAGGUUCAGUUGGACUUGCAUCAGGUCAAACUACACCAGGAGUGAGUGGAUCGUUUAAAACUUUAAGUGAAGGAGAUUUAAAAAAGGCUGAUGAAGCUUUAAGUGGACAUUAA
Melampsora larici-populina 98AG31 is the source of this 2330-nucleotide messenger RNA. RefSeq names its product family 3 glycosyltransferase. The transcript has 10 exons. Gene Ontology annotation, molecular function: alpha-1,4-glucan glucosyltransferase (UDP-glucose donor) activity. Gene Ontology annotation, cellular component: cytoplasm. Gene Ontology annotation, biological process: glycogen biosynthetic process. The record is from RefSeq and is a predicted model, not a curated record. NCBI's taxonomy places the organism in Eukaryota, Fungi, Basidiomycota, Pucciniomycetes, Pucciniales, Melampsoraceae. The coding region runs from base 138 to 2330 and encodes 730 amino acids.